UUUGAACUGGCCAGAAAACCUGGAAUUUUACACCCGCACUGGGUCAAAAGGGAACAGAGAAGCUUCUUUCAAUAUGAAGAGGAAUAUAAACAUCCUGUCGAAUAUCCGUUAGGUUAUGAAAAGCUCCUGCUUUUUGUCUGGACAUCGACUUUCCUCGAUGAAAAACGAGGCAUAGCCGACCUUUUCUUCCAAGUCGUGCAAGCUGCCUGUAAGUCUCAGGUCGAUGACCCAACAUUGGCCGCAGGAAUGCCUCUGACGGCCUCGAGAGAGGGUCUCACUCACAAGGGCGACGAGACGGCAGAUGGUCUACCUCUUACUUCCUCUGGGUCUUGGCUGGAGCGAUUUGCGGAAUCACUCAAACCUUUUCAGGACGCGACAAAUGAUUUGGUUUGGAUUUUACCAUAUCGAGCGAAUUUGCAGAGGAAGCUACUAGAUAAUAAAAGGGACCUUUAUUUGACGGAAUCUAAACAGCUGCUUGGAAGCUGUGGGCCAGUUGAGUAUUGCCAAAAGGUUGAGUGCAUGUUACUUCAAGAGCUACACCACUUGCCAAUGUACAAGCGCAUCCUUCCCGAGAUUGAACCGCAUAUUUUACCUACAUGUGUCUCCGCUUUACUGGUUGAGAAUGAGGCUAUCAUAUACGAAACAUUUCAGCAAGCAAAGCUUACUUUGGACGACAUUUCUCGGAUUCAGAUUUCCCUUGAUCGGAUUUAUCAGAUCAGAUCUCGAUUUACUCUGGCACCAGAGGAUCAAUACCACCGCCUACCGUUUGAAGUGGCAAAACAUAUCAGACGCACUAGAAGCGAAAUUCGCGAUCAAAUAUCACAAAGUGAGACUUUUUGGAAAGUAUAUGAUGAUUUGACAUGGGCAAAAUAUUCAGGAGAGAAUGAAGCACUUUGGGAACGGUUAGAGAGAUUCAUCACUCGAUUGCAAAAGCUCGGCCAGACUUGAGGGUCAACGGAUAUAGAUGUACUGUAGUUUAUUUUUCUGUUAUUCUCGAGCCUCGGAAGGAAGCAACAAGUUUCCCCGCAUAUUUGGU
Molecule: messenger RNA, 1036 nt
Organism: Eremomyces bilateralis CBS 781.70
Lineage: Eukaryota; Fungi; Ascomycota; Dothideomycetes; Eremomycetales; Eremomycetaceae
Exons: 3
Coding region: 247-948 (233 amino acids)
Source: RefSeq, a predicted model, not a curated record